AUGGUCGCAGCACGCUCAAGAGCACUAUCAAUAUCCUUUCUAGAUACUCUACCCACAAUCCUACCACCCAUCUUUGAUCAAGCUCAACAUACGACCGCCAACCAUCGCAAAAACUUGGUCGCCCUCCGCAAGAUACAAGAUGCUUGUGCCACCAUCACCGAAGCCUCUCCCAAAGGUAUCAAACUCGUGGGUGAAAAGGCUUUCAAUGGCUCAUUCAUCGACAUGGUAAACCGAGUGUUGCCUGUCAAAAAAGGCGUGGCCGUGGCAGAUAGGGUGGUCAAGUUUGUCGCUCAAUACGUCGCUUACGCCACCGAACAAGGUGUGUUUUCUUUUAUUCAUCCAGAGGUACGGCUGAUGGCAGACAUGACGAGUAGACAGGAAGGGGAAGAAGAUGCGGAAACUGCCUCGACACGUUUUGUAGGCAAACUUCUCAGAUAUUUGUUAUCUGGAAUGGAGGCAAAAGAUAAAAACGUCAGGUUCAGAGUGACACUUCUAACUGUUUCGAUGAUCAAUGGUCUUGGAGAGAUCGAUGACGACGUAUAUGUCUUACUCAGAAAGAGUCUACUCGACAGAUCUAGAGACAAAGAAGCGGCCGUCAGAGUCCAAGCUGCGCUCGGAUUGGCCAAGCUUCAGAGCGGAGAAGACGAAGCAGAUCUUGAAGAUGGGGAUGAACCUCUAGGAGAAGUUCUACUCGACCUCUUACGUUAUGAUCCCGCUGCGGAGGUCAGGCGAGCGGCUCUGUAUAACUUGCCUCGAACGCCAGCUUUGCUCCCCUACAUUCUGGCUCGAGCACGGGACGUCGAUCCGCUUCUACGGAAAAUUGUUUACCAUGGAUCCCUCUCACAUGCCGCUCUACCAGAUGCUAGGGUGCUCUCCAUCGCUCAGAGAGAAGAGGUAGUGCGGAAUGGUCUGGGAGAUCGAGAACCGAGUGUACGCAAAGCUGCGGCAGCGAUGCUGGGUGGAUGGGUGGAUCAAGUGGAGGGAGAUAUCCUGGAGUUUCUCUCCCGAUUCGACGUCAUUUCCAGCCAAGUGGCAGAAGAAGCACUGAUCUCUGUUUUCGUUACUCGUCCUGAAGUCUUUGCUGCCAUAGAGUUCACGGACGAAUACUGGACAUCUCUAACACCAGAGAAGGCAUUUCUCGCUCGCGUCUUUGUGGAACAUUGCAUCACUGAGAAGGACGAGGCUCGCCUCGAAGAAGCUCUGCCCGUAGUUACCGCACUGGCCUUCCGUAUACAGGACGAAUACAAUAAGCUCGUCGGGGCUGUGAACGGAGAUGGACCCAACCCUACCGAACAAGCUUUCAUCGUAGAGGAGCUUCUCGAGUUGGCCGUUAGUCUUGAUUAUGCCGACGAGAUCGGGAGACGGAAGAUGUUUCAACUUGCCAGAGAGAUGUUAUCGCAGUACAACCUUCCGGAAGUACUGAUACCACGGUGCAUUGAUGUGCUCAGCAAAAUUGCCAACGGGGAGCGAGAUCUUAUUCGCGUUGUGGUAGACGUGGUCACGGGGUUACGUGAGGGUGAUGGUGAUGAGGAGCCAGCGGAUAUGGUAUCUGACAAAAAGCCCACCCCUAGUCAAUCGUCGAUGCUUGAAACGCCUUCGAAGAAAACUGCACAGCCACGAUUCAACCUAGAUGACCCGGAAGAACGGAUGCAGGCAGCACUCAUCGACCUGAGAUGUCUGCUCAUCUGUAUUAGCCUACUUGAGCGGGUCAACACAAACUUGCAGGACAACUCGGUCUUUCAUGGUCUCUUACCGGACUUAAUCGUACCCGCUGUGAGGAACAAAGAUGAACCUGCUCUUCGGGAUCAAGGUCUUGUGUGUAUAGGCUUGUGCUGCAUGAUAGAUUCGAAAAUGGCAGCUAAUUCAUUCGGGCUGUUUGUGCAACAAUUGACUGCAGCGGACGAUCAAUUGAAAGUCAAAGUUGUGCAGAUCAUCUUUGAUUUGUUGAUGGUACAAGAUAUACAAGAAUUGGUGUCAAAGACCAUGCCCGUGAGUAGUUGCUAUAUUACAGAUCAAGUGACAGAAUUGGUCCGACAUAUGUUGGCACAGGAAGCUCCGGAAGUCCAAGCUGCAGCAUGUGAGGGAACCGCCAAGCUCAUGUUAGCCGGAAUGAUCUCGGAUGAGACGAUAUUACAGUCCUUGGUAUUACUUUACUUCUCCCCCGAGACGGCGGACAAUCAAGCUCUGCGUCAAUGUCUAACGUAUUUUCUGCCCGUGUACUGUUACUCUUCCCCGGAGAACCAACGUCGUAUGCUUUCUAUCUUCGGUGAAACUUUCGAAAUGCUCUCCCAACUUCACAAAGAGAUGGAAGAUGAAGGCGAGACUGAUAUGUUACCUCCACAACAAGUAGGAAUGAUGAUGGUCGAUUGGCUAGAUCCUCAGAAAGCUGUAGAGAGAGAUGGUGUCAAACCUGAUCAAGCUGUUCAUGCGGAUUUAGCGUUGGUCGUUCUUCGAAGUAUAUUGGUGGAAAACCGAAAAACAUUAGUAUCCCUUUUGAACAAAUUAUAUCUUCCAGAACCGGAAGAAAUCGAUUUGAUGAAAAUCAAAUCCCUCAUGACACUUGUGAUUGCCGUAAGAGAGAAACGCCCGUUUUCAGAAUUAGCUUCUAAAAACGCAUUGAAUCGUUUCGAAAUUACUUUGAACAAGAAAUACCCCACAGAGUUGGAGAAUUUCGUUUCAGAACAUUUCCGUGCUGAAAGGGAAACUGUAGAAGAAAUAGCAGAGUUAUUUGGGUUCAUUGAUGAUAUGUUAGUAUCCGUUUUAUUCAUCCUUCUUCUUUCACAUAUUCUUUAA
Molecule: messenger RNA, 2793 nt
Organism: Tremella mesenterica DSM 1558
Lineage: Eukaryota; Fungi; Basidiomycota; Tremellomycetes; Tremellales; Tremellaceae
Exons: 14
Coding region: 1-2793 (930 amino acids)
Biological process (GO): mitotic chromosome condensation
Cellular component (GO): condensed chromosome; condensin complex
Source: RefSeq, a predicted model, not a curated record